Molecule: messenger RNA, 1734 nt
Organism: Nylanderia fulva
Lineage: Eukaryota; Metazoa; Arthropoda; Insecta; Hymenoptera; Formicidae
Product: methanethiol oxidase
Molecular function (GO): selenium binding
Source: RefSeq, a predicted model, not a curated record
CGAUAAGGCAGAUUUGUACGCUGCGCUCUUUUCACAUCUCUUCCAGCAGUUAAAGCGCCAAGAGUCAUUAGUCAUUAGGAAAAAUAAAACCAUACAACACUUUUUAGUUUUUUCUCUCUCUACGUCGCAGCUGGUUUCAAGAUCUCAGUCGAGCGUUAUUUACGUCAACACCGCAGGAUGGCAGAAAAGAGAACAUGCUGCGGACCGGGCUACAGGAGUCCAAGAGCGGCGAUGCUCGAGGGACCCCGUGAAAAGCUCAUGUACGUCGUUGGGAUACACACAGAUCCCGAAAAGGCCGAUGUCCUUUGCACGGUCGACGUGGAUCCUGACAGUCCCACGUACUGUCAGAUAAUACACAAACUAAGAAUGCUAGCGGUUGAGGAUGAAUUACAUCACUCCGGCUGGAACAUCUGUAGCAGCUGUCACGACUCGUUACGUAAACGCGAUACCCUGGUGUUACCAUGUCUUAUGUCAGACCGGGUUUAUCUCAUUGAUACGAGUGAUGAAAAAGCGCCUAAGAUUAAGAAGGUUCUCGAACCGAAAGAGAUGCACAAGUAUGGAUUAUCCACGCCUCAUACUUCUCAUUGCUUGCCAACUGGCGAGAUAGCAAUCUCUACCAUGGGGAAUCUCGAGGGCGACGGAUUGGGCGAAUUCUUCUGUAUCGACGCAGAGACCCUGGAGGUGAAGGACACGUGGACGAAAGGCGACGUUAAAGCGAACUUCGGAUACGACUUCUGGUAUCAGCCGUAUCACGACAUCCUCGUCGCCUCUGAAUGGGGCGCGCCUAAAGUUUUCAAACAUGGAUACAUUCCACAAGACGUUUACAAUCCCAAGGCUUACGGCAGAAGCUUGAACGUUUACUCGUGGAACGAGCGCAAGCUGAAGCAAACCAUCAAUCUGGGAGAGGACGGAAUCGCGCCCCUGGAGAUCCGAUUUCUUCACAAUCCCUUGGCAGCUGAAGGAUUCGUGGGUUGCGCGGUGUCGUCGAAUAUUUACCGAUUUUACAAGGCGGAAGAUGAUUCGUGGAAGGCGGAGAAGGUGAUCCAGGUGUCACCGAAGGAAGUUGAAGGCUGGGCGAUGCCGCUGAUGCCAGGUAUGAUUACCGACAUCCUUCUGAGUCUCGACGACAAGUACUUGUAUCUGUCCAACUGGUUGCACGGCGACAUCAGGCAGUACGACAUCUCCGACACUAGAAAUCCGAGAUUGACCGGUCAGAUCUUUCUGGGCGGGUCAAUACUGAGCGAUUCGCAAGUACGAAUGACUCGGGACGAAGAACUGAGCGAUCAGCCUGAUCCGGUCUACGUGAAGGGACGGAGGUUGCACGGUGCUCCGCAGAUGUUGCAGCUGAGUCUGGACGGACGUCGCUUGUACGUCACCACGGCGAUCUUCAAGCCGUGGGACAAGCAAUUCUAUCCCGAUCUCUUCAAAUACGGGUCGACAAUGGUGAAGCUUGAUGUCGACGUCGAGAAUGGCGGCAUGAAGCUAGAUCGUCAAUUCCUCGUUGAUUUCGGCGCCGAUAAGAGCGAUAUUCUGCUGGCGCACGAGAUGCGAUAUCCUGGAGGAGAUUGUACUUCUGACAUAUGGCUACCAGAAAAGUAAUGGUGAUUGGAUCGAAAAAAAUAAUAAAGAUAAUAGAAACUUAUAUCUUCGGGAAUAUAUGCGUUAUUGAUUUUAUAUUCAUAUUAUUUUGUACGAUUUAUCUUCUUUAAUAAAGUUUCUCAGCCUAAGAAAUUA